This is a messenger RNA of Aspergillus alliaceus, 849 nucleotides long. RefSeq names its product SDR family oxidoreductase. The transcript is spliced from 3 exons. Gene Ontology annotation, biological process: triglyceride catabolic process; phosphatidic acid biosynthetic process. The coding region runs from base 1 to 849 and encodes 282 amino acids. Gene Ontology annotation, molecular function: triacylglycerol lipase activity; acylglycerone-phosphate reductase (NADP+) activity. The record is from RefSeq and is a predicted model, not a curated record. Lineage: Eukaryota; Fungi; Ascomycota; Eurotiomycetes; Eurotiales; Aspergillaceae. Gene Ontology annotation, cellular component: lipid droplet; endoplasmic reticulum.
AUGAUAACAAAACCCACCGUCCUCAUUACAGGCUGCAGUGACGAUGGUAUUGGCAGCGGCCUGGCUCUCACCUUCCACGAACGGGGCUACCACGUCUUUGCGACUGCACGAAACAUCGAAAAGUUGACAAGGCUCAAAGACAUGCCAGAUGUUACCCUGCUGACUCUCGAUGUUUUGGACCAAGCCCACAUCGAUGCCGCGGUACAGGCGGUGCAGAAGCACACCGGGGGAACGCUGAACUACCUGGUCAACAACGCCGGGCGUAACCACUUCAUGCCUGUCCUCGACGAAGAACUUGAUUUCACGAGGAAGCUGUUCGAUACUAAUGUCUGGGCCCCGGUGGCAAUUACCCAGGCAUUCGCUCCUCUUCUGAUCAGGGCUAAGGGGACAACUGUCUUCAUUACGUCUAUCGCUGGUCAUCUUAAUGUGCCGUAUAUGGGAGUUUACUCCGCAUCUAAACGUUCGUUGGAGGUUAUUGCCGAGACGCUUCGACUGGAACUGGCCCCAUUCCACGUUGGUGUAUUGUCCAUUGUUACGGGCGCUGUAAGGACGCUGGGACAAACAUACUUCGGUGACUUCAAGCUCCCCGAGGAUUCAUUGUACAUGCCAAUACAGGACACGAUUGCGCGCAGGGCUCGUGGCGAGGACGGUAAGAGCAGGGCUGAUUUGAUGACAUACGCGAAACAGGUCGUCUCCCAGAUUACUAGUGGCGCGUCAGGGAAGUUUUGGUGCGGCGAUGAUGCGGAAUCUGUGAAAUAUGGAUCGAUCCAUCUUCCGUCUUCUGUUAUGGAUAGUGGUGUGGUGCAGGAUACGGGACUUGAUGUGCUGGCCGCACAGAAUCAGGAGUGA